AUGUUGCCUAGCGACCUAGUGGUCUCUGUGUCUCGACAGUGGCCUUGCAGAGAACAGCAGGCGAGGCAGUUGGCCCAUCUGCUAUGUACACCCUUCUCCUCCCCUCCGGCCGUAAUAGUCCAUGGCCCCAAGGGCUCUGGAAAAUCAACAAUUCUCAAAUCCUUACUACAAGUGUAUGCUGAAAGUCAAAGGCAUGCAAAAGAGAACGGUAGCCCUAGAGCGAUAUCCGGAGCUAAAAGGCAAAGAUUGGGCCACACCCCCGGCAAUGAAGUGAAAGGACACCGGUUUUGCUAUGCAGUAGUGAAUGUUACCGAAUGUAUAUCAGCAAACCAUCUCUUUAUGAAGAUUAUAUUGAACACCCUUGAUGCUAUGCAGCAAGGCAUCACUGGAAGACCAGGUGAUGAACGGCUAAAUAUUGGCGGUUUACGUUGUGAGCAUGUAAGCUCACUAUCAGGGCUACUUGGGACUAUUCUAGGCAAAUCCGAGUGUCGAAAAUUUAUUCUUUUGUUAGACGGAAUAGAUGAGUUGCGGGAAGGAGGACAGAUGCUGUUGGCGGCAUUGUGCCAAAUUGGUCAGAUGCUGCCUAAUACCUCAGUGGUUUUUACUUCAAAAUUUUCCCCUCGUCCACUUCUCCUUCAUGCAGCCGGCACACCCCAUGUCUACUUCCCUCCAUACACACGAGCAGAAAGCAUAGCUAUUUUAGCUAAUUUACCUCCACCUGUUCUGCCUCAGCUAUCCGAAGCUACCGCUGCCAAGCUAUACCCUCCAUUCUUAUCCACGUUGUAUGAUUCAUUGAUUGGCCCAACGGGGGGUACAAUAUCUACUUUCCAGUCAGCGUGCGAGAAAAUAUGGCCACGGUUUGUUGCACCUAUAACCAACGAUGAGACACCACCUGGAGGGACUGCGGUAGAAUGGGACUUCCCACGACUCCUUGUGAAGAACAGAUCGUUAUAUCAACAUCAGGGAGAGCUGCUGUUAAGUCAUAGAAUUGUUUCCGAGGAUUACACCACUACGUCAACUACUCCGAAUUUGAUAACAAAGACCGCUCCCGCUUUACCGUCUCUUCCGUAUCUACCAACCCUUGUGCUGACAGCUGCCUUUCUCGCGGCUCAUAUUCCCCCUCGCCUUGAUUUAUCUCUUUUCUCAAAGUUCACACCAUCGGUCAAGCGUCGUCGAAGGAGGUUAAAUACAACUAUCCAACCAAAAGCAUCUACUAAAGCAGACGAUGAUCCAACAGAUGACACUCCGAAAAAGGGUGGGAAAGCCGCAAACCAGUCCAAGGCUCCUAAAGGAGCAACCAACACCCCAUCUAUUCCUGGAGGAACGCGUGGUGGUCGAAGCAGUUACUUUGUUAAUCCUCACUCAUUUACACUUGAGCGGCUGUUAGCUGUUUAUCGUGCUAUAGAUCCAAAUCCCCCAUUAAUCACAGAUAUAUCUCUGGCAGAUACAAUAUACCCAGAACUUGCAACGCUACAGCGCCUCCGUCUCCUCAUUCCUGCUUCUGCAGGAACAGCGGCAGCCGGAGGAGUUGUGGAUGGAGCUGAAAAAUGGUGCCUCAAUAUCAAUGCAAUGGUUAGUGCAGGAAAUUCUAUCAGUGAUGAAUGGGUUGUUGAGAUGGCCCAUGGGAUAGGCGUAGAAGUUGAGGAAUACUUAGGGCUAGGAUAA
This is a messenger RNA of Trichophyton rubrum CBS 118892, 1665 nucleotides long. RefSeq lists its product as uncharacterized. Gene Ontology annotation, cellular component: nucleus; nuclear origin of replication recognition complex. Gene Ontology annotation, molecular function: ATP hydrolysis activity; DNA replication origin binding. The transcript has 3 exons. The record is from RefSeq and is a predicted model, not a curated record. The coding region runs from base 1 to 1665 and encodes 554 amino acids. Lineage: Eukaryota; Fungi; Ascomycota; Eurotiomycetes; Onygenales; Arthrodermataceae. Gene Ontology annotation, biological process: DNA replication; DNA replication initiation.